This is a messenger RNA of Salvelinus fontinalis (brook trout), 3571 nucleotides long. RefSeq names its product melanin-concentrating hormone receptor 1-like. NCBI's taxonomy places the organism in Eukaryota, Metazoa, Chordata, Actinopteri, Salmoniformes, Salmonidae. Gene Ontology annotation, molecular function: melanin-concentrating hormone receptor activity; neuropeptide binding. Gene Ontology annotation, biological process: neuropeptide signaling pathway. The transcript has 2 exons. The coding region runs from base 363 to 1463 and encodes 366 amino acids. Gene Ontology annotation, cellular component: neuron projection; membrane. The record is from RefSeq and is a predicted model, not a curated record.
UACUUGAAGAUACUGGGCGUCUGUCUCCACUCCAUCAAGCGCGUGCAAACGAUACGCUACUAAUCAGUAAAAUCCACUACAAGAGCGGAAACGUUUAUUAUAUUUAGAUGGAUCUCACAAAUAAAAUCGAGUGGCAUUAUUGAAUGUAUUUAAUAAUACUAGAAUACUACUAGAAUUUUUAUGUGCAAGAUGGAACUGUAAAUAUUAUUUGUUUUAUCAGUGAGUUCUAGCCACUACAAUAUUAUUUAAAACCAGCAAGACAGUUGCAUUAUUAACUGCUUGAGAAUUUUCCCUGAGCAUAAACACUUCUUGAUCUUUUUUUCUUUACCCAGAUUUGAUUGAGAUUACAUCGGAAGUUAUCAAUGGAUUUCUAUAAUGUGUCGGUUUUGUAUGAUAACACCUCGCCGGUUGCAGGGAACUCAUCUGAAGCUUCAACAGGUGGGGGUCAUGAUGCCUACUACAACAACGCCAUCUUGCCCACCAUAUUUGGCAUCAUCUGUUUCCUGGGCAUUAUGGGUAACUGCAUGGUCAUCUACACCAUCCUGAAGAAGACCAAGUGCCGCGCCAAGCAGACCGUCCCCGACAUCUUCAUCUUCAAUCUGUCCAUCGUCGAUCUCCUCUUCCUCGUCGGUAUGCCCUUUCUCAUCCACCAGUUGAUGGGCAACGGCUCGUGGUGCUUUGGCGCCACUAUGUGCACAGUCAUCACCGCGCUGGACUCCAACAGCCAGAUCGUGAGCACCUACAUCCUCACAGUCAUGACUUUGGACCGCUACCUGGCCACUGUCCACCCUAUCCGCUUCAACUACGUUCGGACGCCGUGCGUGGCAACCUCGGUUAUCAUUCUAGUAUGGACGCUGUCUUUGCUGACCAUCAUCCCUGUGUGGAUGUACGCGGGCCUCAUGCCUCUGCCUGGUGACCUGGUGGGCUGUGCCCUGCUACUUCCCGAUCCGUCUACCAACAUCUACUGGUUCACACUCUACCAGUUUGUCCUGGCUUUCGCUCUGCCUCUCCUCAUCAUCUGUGUGGUCUUUUUCAAGAUCCUCAAGCACAUGGCCACCAGCGUGGCCCCCUUGCCCCCCAGGAGCCUGAGGGUGCGCACCAAGAAAGUAACCCGUAUGGCGGUGGCCAUCUGCCUGGCUUUCUUCAUCUGCUGGGCCCCUUACUACAUCCUCCAGCUGGUUCACGUUGGAGUCCAGAACCCCAGCCCAGCCUUCUCCUACGCCUACAACAUAGCCAUUAGCAUGGGCUACAUUAACAGCUGCAUCAAUCCAUUCCUCUACAUUGUGUUGAGUGACACCUUCAAGAGGCAGCUCAUCGUGGCCAUGCGGCCGGUCCACAGGAAGUUCCGGGUCAACCCCACCAGCACCACGGAGGGUAGUGUUAGUCUGAGAUUGACCACUGACAGACCCCAGCAGGAUCAGAGCUUCAGGGAGCUGCUGCCUGCCAAUAUGGCCGACCACUGAGGCCUGUUGCAUGACAAUUUUAGUUUUGUUGAACCUUUAUUGAACAAGACCUCUUUACCCAGGGAGACCUGGUGUGGCCUGGUAUAGAAAGAACUGUGUAUGUCAUCACUGAAUUUGAAUACUGUACAGGCAGGACCAGUGUAUUGAAUCAAUAUAUGGACCCGUGUACAGGGUAGGGUUGCAAACAUCAUGUAACUUUCCCCAAAUCCCCUGGUUUUCCAGAAAUCCGGUUGAGAGAUUCCCUGAAUCAGGAAGUAAUAAGCAGGAAAUCCAAAAUCCUCCAACCAGGAUAUCUAUAAAACCUUGGAACUUUGGGAAAGUUGGUGGAUUUUUGCAUCCCUAGUUUUUGCAACACUAGUACAGUCCGAGACAUUUUAUUGGAUCACUAUAUGGGAUCAAUGAUGUAUGUCUACAUGGGAAGAGUUAAUGGAUCGAUCAGAAUAGAAGAAGAAGAACAGAAGAAUACUAUCAUUCAAUGUGUGUGGCAUCAGUGAGUAGGAUCAGGCUGAGCCUGAGAGGAGAUGUUUAACAUUGUCAGGAUGAGAUUAUUAAGUACCGGCCAACACAUGGUACUCAGUACAAUAAGCAUAGGUACUGAAACAUAAGGAUAUAAAAAAAAGGAUUUGCUAAUGAUAUCCAGUGGAUAAUGUAAACGUGUGAGAGUCAAGAUGAUUAGCUACAUGUACGAAUCAAUGAAUAAAUACAUACCCAGUCAUAAAUUACCCGCAUGAGUAUGACUAGUUUGAUAUUGUAUCAGGCAUUCUAUUCCAAUUCUUCAGGGAAGGCAGGUUUUACCACAAUCCCUUACUGUAGUUUUGGUUUGGCAUUCUUGCUAAUGUAUGUUAAAUUUCAUUUCAAUGUACAAUGUUCACAUACCACUUAUAUUGUACAGUAUGUUCAGUACUUAGUACCUACACUGCAAUUGUACCAUAAAUACAUGUUUCAGCUUCACUGAAAGCUGCGUAGUACUUUUUAUCCAUACAUUUGUACAUUGUCUAAGAAGUCAUCAUGUAUGACCAUUCGAUGUGGAUGUUGUGUAAAUAUAUAUGUUUAUAUUAAUAUAUAUACUGUAUGUUUUGGUCUAAUUGUAUUUGUAUAUACAGAAUGAGUUUUUUUCAUUUAUUCGUAUUUUAAUGUCAAGUUAAAAUAAAUAUGGUUCAAACUCACGCUUCUCAUCACGGUAUAGAGACAGGCAAUACCAACUAUAAUUUGAUGCAUGACCAGUGCAAUCCUCAUAUUAAUCAUACAUUUGCUUAAUUAAUUAUGCAAUGGCAAUGAAAUUAAGCAUCGCGGAUUCUCCCAUCUGAAUUUCUUUGAUAAAUUGUUAGUCUUUGUUUAGCUUUGACACUUCAAAUCUCACUUUGAAUCUUAAUCUGAUUCCUCUCCCUUUUUAAGAUUUGUCUUUUUUGAAGCGAAAGUUGGAGAUAUACACAUUAGGAACACCUUCCUAAUAUGGAGCCUCAAUUGGUUGGGGCACGGACUCUACAAGGUGUUCAAAGCGUUCCACGAGGAUGCUGGCCCAUGUUGACUCCAAUGCUUCCCACAGUUGUGUCAAGUUGGCUGGAUGUCCUUUGGGUGGUGGACCAUUCUUGACACACAUGGGAAACUGUUGAGUGGGAACAAUUUAAUAAUUCAUCAAUAAGGGAUCAUAGCUUUCACCUGGAAUCAUUUGGUCAGUCUAUGUCAUGGAAAGAGCAGGUGUCCUUAAUGUUUUGUAAACUCAGUACUUUUAUAAAAUGCAUUUAUUAAAGCAGAAAAUGGGUGACAAAACAGGCAGUCCAUGGUAUUGUAUUGGAAAAACAUGUCACAUUGAACUGUAACUUACAGAAUAUUUUUCAAAGAUCAUCACUUUAGAGAAGUCUGAUGUAUAGCCGAUUGUGAAAGACUCAGCAUCUGUACCGUUCUUGGUACAAAACUUGUUUUGUCGAAAAUAUCAAUAGAUCUUUUCAAAGUGAACAAUUACUUUGAGCUCAAAGGUGACAUUAUUUCACUGUAAAUUAUUUUGUGCUUCAAGAGUAAAAGUGGUUGUAUUGAAAGUGUAUUGAAUCCACAAGAUGUUUGGGUCAAUCUUUCGUAUGUCAAAGUUAAUUAAAGUAUGUCAAACUUGA